UGCGUGUUGACGAGACUCCGGAAACGGUGAAAAACUACUUCCUCUAUGCGAUUCUGUAAUUGUUUCCUCGUUGUAUCCCUCUUUAAAUACAUUUAAUAUUUUCACCCAUUGCAUGUAGUUUUCGGUGAUAGAUCCGACUGUAUAAUAACCAUGGCAGUAGAAGACGAACUGUCGAAGAAAUUGGCCAGAAGACAGGCUCUUAACGAGGGCGAAGAGGUUGAGGAACUGCCUGUCUCGCACUCCAUGGCCGUAUUCAAUCCAUACACCGAAUUUAAAGAAUUUUCACGAAAACAGAUCAAAGAAUACGAGAAGAUGUUCGCCAAGUAUGACGUUGGCGGAGACAAAUUUAUUGAUCUCAUGGAACUGAAACUGAUGAUGGAGAAACUUGGUGCUCCACAAACACAUGUAGGACUCAAGGAAAUGAUACAAACUGUAGAUGAAGAUCAUGACGGGAAAAUUAGUUUUAGAGAGUUCCUACUGAUAUUCAGGAAAGCUGCUGAAGGUGACUUGAUUGCAGACAGCGGACUUAGUCAGCUUGCCACUUUAUCAGAAAUUGAUGUUGACAAAGAAGGAGUCAAAGGAGCAGCGGAUUUCUUUUCAGCUAAGUGGACAUCUCAACUCCCCAUGGAAUAUGCAACUCUGCCUGUCACAUUCCAUACCAGGGUCUCAUUUAUUCCUGGGUGGAUAGAAGCAUUAGGAGUAAAGUAUCCUUCUCCAAGGAUACUACAACAUCAAGGAUUAGCCAGGACUCCAGGACAACCCUGUGAUUCCCAGUCCAGUCCAGUGAUAACCAUUGUACCAUGGCAUAGCCAAGAUUCAAACUCACAACCAUGUAGUUCCCGGGCCUUUAUGCAAAAGCCAGGUUGCAAGACUGGGCCUUUAUGCAAAAGCCAGGUUGCAAGACUGGGCCUUUAUGUGUCAGCCAUGUCACAAGACAUCACAUUUAUGCAAAAGCCAGGUCGCAAGACUGGACCAGGUUAA
Saccoglossus kowalevskii is the source of this 981-nucleotide messenger RNA. Its product is annotated as EF-hand domain-containing protein D2-like. NCBI's taxonomy places the organism in Eukaryota, Metazoa, Hemichordata, Enteropneusta, Harrimaniidae. Gene Ontology annotation, molecular function: calcium ion binding. The record is from RefSeq and is a predicted model, not a curated record.